Messenger RNA from Dentiscutata erythropus, 490 nucleotides. The record is from the annotation of a GenBank genome assembly. Lineage: Eukaryota; Fungi; Glomeromycota; Glomeromycetes; Diversisporales; Gigasporaceae.
AUGUCUUGGUAUUCGCAUUCAAAAUAUGAUUAUUUAUCAGAUGAAAACUCAGAAUAUAAUAGCGAUUCUGGGGACGAUUUGCCAAAUCUAACAAGAGAUAAGCAACGAGUCUUGCGAAAAUAUAAAUAUCUUAACCACUCUGAUUGCCCUAGAAAAGAAUGCCUUUAUGCCUCGGAAAAUGUUCAACCUGAAGGAUGGUUUGAAAUAUGGCAUGAAUCGAUACCUGAAAACCAGCGUACAUUUCAUGAGGUUAUUCGAAUAGGACAGCCACAAAAAAUUAAGAUUGAUAUGGAUGGUGAAUUGGAAAAAUUUGCAUCAUAUCCCGAUCCUUUAGAUAGAAUAGAAAAAGCUUUAGGACAAAAAUCAUUUGAUGGUUAUAUUGCUAAUACUCAUUUUCAUAUAUGGCAAAAAUCUACAGAUAUAAUGUGUAAAAAGGAUGAGAUUAGUUUGUAUAUCAAGAAUGCUCUCCGAAUUGCCAUAAAAGAGAUAA